AUGAAAAAAAUAUACCAUCCCAUUCUGGUAUUAACCGGUAAUUCAAUUAAAAUUAAAAUUUAUUCUCGAAUUUAUUUUUUAAGUUCUUCGUUUGGUUAUUCCGAAGAUGAUCCAUUCAUUAAAGAUUUGACUGAAAAACUUAGGGAAGAAAAUAAAAGAUUAAAAGAAAAAGCUGCUAAUAGAGGAAGUUCAAGUUCUUCUUAUGGAAAUAAUACUGACGAUAACAAUGAUAAUUUAAAAUUUGAAAAUCUCUCGAUAACACAAAAUAAAGUCCCAAAACCCAAAAGAAAAGGAAAUAAAAACUCUAAAAUUGGAAAUGUUAGCCCAAGUUCUCAAGGAAGUUCUAACGACAAUGAAAGUAGCUAUUUAAAUUAUUUAAUUCAAAUAUAA
Meloidogyne enterolobii is the source of this 390-nucleotide messenger RNA. The record is from the annotation of a GenBank genome assembly. NCBI's taxonomy places the organism in Eukaryota, Metazoa, Nematoda, Chromadorea, Rhabditida, Meloidogynidae.